This is a messenger RNA of Postia placenta MAD-698-R-SB12, 2158 nucleotides long. RefSeq lists its product as hypothetical. Gene Ontology annotation, cellular component: nucleus. NCBI's taxonomy places the organism in Eukaryota, Fungi, Basidiomycota, Agaricomycetes, Polyporales, Adustoporiaceae. Gene Ontology annotation, molecular function: copper ion binding; DNA-binding transcription factor activity, RNA polymerase II-specific; RNA polymerase II cis-regulatory region sequence-specific DNA binding. Gene Ontology annotation, biological process: intracellular iron ion homeostasis; intracellular copper ion homeostasis; positive regulation of transcription by RNA polymerase II. Bases 191 to 1867 code for a protein of 558 amino acids. The transcript is spliced from 5 exons. The record is from RefSeq and is a predicted model, not a curated record.
CUGUUGCCUAUGUCGUUUCACCACGGUCAGCAAUUGACGGAAUAGCGCUGACUUUGAGCGUCACGGGCGCACGAGAGUGCCUCACUCUCCGUCUGGGGCGGCUCUCCUUAACAUAUAUCUGCUUUCUCCGGUUUUCUCAGCUCAAGCAAUCCUCCUCUCGCACACAUCUCGCCUCCCCGCACAGCCAGACAUGGUAUACCUAGCUGACAAGAAGUAUGCAUGCGAGACCUGUAUAAAAGGCCAUCGCUCAUCGCAAUGCAAGCAUACCGACCGCCCUCUUUUCGAGAUCAAAAGGAAGGGCCGUCCGGUCACACAAUGCGAUCACUGCAGAGAGUUGCGUAAAACAAAACAAGUGCACGUCAAGUGUAUGUGUGCAAUACGCGACGACCUCAGUGAUGGCUAUCCAAGACGAGGCGGUACGAAGGUUCCAGCCAGCGCCGCGUUCCCCAGUGGUUUGCCUGAAGCGCUGGAAGCGUCGGUCGCGCUGCGUCUCGCCAGUGAUAUCUCGGACUCCGAGAAUGGCAACGCCUCGUCGUCGCAAUGUUCUUGUGAAAAGACCGGGUCUUGCAAUUGCUGCACUGUACGCGCUCCCCGUCCGAAGCGCAAGGUUAAACGUGAGAUCGUCGCACCUACAAGUACUCCUGAUUGCGAACCACCAAUCACGCAACCCGCUGGUCUCGUCGUUCACGCACACACGGGAGACUACCGUCCUGUCCUCCCACGCCCCCCAAAUUCAGAACGACAAUCGUCGCCCCUUGGCUCCGGGCCCGUACAUGAGCCUUCCGUUGUGCCUACCACUCGCCACCAGGUCCAUCACGGACAAGCCUUCUACAGUCCCUACGAGCGGGCAUACGAGUAUGCACAUCCCUCGGAGCCAGCUGCGCAGCCUGAGGAAUCCUCGGCGUAUCUACAGCCCUUAUCAUCCGUGCACGUUCCUCCUGCUUCGCAUCCUGCCAUGGCCUCAUCGGGCAUGCCUUCUUGGCUUCUCUCGCCUAGUUUGGCAGCUCAAGAGGCAUUGAUGGCGGCCAACUUAUGUGGUUGCGGACAAUCGUGUGCCUGCGCAGGCUGUGUCCUACACCGUGGACCUGAUGUCGAUCCCACCGCGUCCUGCUCAAAUCCACAUACAUGUAUGAGUUGCCUCGAUUGCGCCAUAUUCUCCCUUCCCGAGACUAUGCCUGAAUCUUCUGGAGAUGCUUUCGACCCAGCACAGGUUCAGCAUGUCGAGGAGUGGCUCCGGCAAGCCUCGGGCCUUCCCCCGCCGUCGCAGCCGCUCUCCCCAUUCCCUACCAUCCUCAACGAAGAUCCUACAACGCUUUCCCAGCGUAGCUCCUCACAGGAUGCUCCUACCCCACCCGAUGCACGCUUCGACCCCUCCAUGCUGCAGACGUACGCGCUAUGGAACGAAUUUCACGACGGGAGUGUCCCUGCGGCCGUGCCGGCCCCUCAAGAGUGUUGUGGUGGACGUUGUGGGUGCCCGCCAGGCCUGUGUACGUGCGCGGCAGACUGCUGUGGGUGCUGCCAGGGUUGUCAGUGCACGGACUGUGGACACGAGGAUCCGAACCGCACGCUGACGUUCGCAACGUCCGGCGAGCGCGCGCCAUGUUGCGGCGGUGCACACCAGCAGGCGGAGCCACCCACAAAUUUAGGCGACGGGCAUGUGGGCGCCCCGGCCAUGGGCGGAGAUGCUUCUGUUUGGACUGAGACGGCGGACGCAUGGAGCAUGCAGACACUGAUGGUGCCUCGGACGAGCCGCGCAUCGUCGUUCUCUUCACAGUCAUCUGGCGGGUACUCGUCGUCGUCGUCCCUCGGCUCGGCGCUACAGAUGACUGAUGUGCGGACAUCACACUCGUGCUGCUCUUCCAGGUAGGGCGAAGUCAUGAAGUUGUAAACGUUACUGUGUACGAGUAUCUUCUAUUAUCUAAUCCUUAUUUUCGGGGCAGCGUCGACAGACGAUCCGCGCAUGACGCGCUGCCCUGAGUAGUCUACAGUGCUGUUCCUUAUUUCUUAGAGACUCCUGCUGUUGUCGCAUUGGUCUAUUAGUGUCGAUGUCAUUUUCCCUCACGAUCGUUAUGCGUGCUCUCCUACGAGAGCGUGUUUUCUUGAUUUAUUAGCACACCCUGCUACGUGUUCUGGUUCUGUAGACUUUUAUACCAGUGUU